This is a messenger RNA of Prunus armeniaca (apricot), 1149 nucleotides long. The record is from the annotation of a GenBank genome assembly. Lineage: Eukaryota; Viridiplantae; Streptophyta; Magnoliopsida; Rosales; Rosaceae.
AUGGGUUUACUCUGCAGCAGAAACAAGCAUUACAAUGAAGCGGACAACGAAGAGAAUGCCCAGACUGCAGAAAUUGAAAGGCGAAUUGAACAAGAAACGAAGGCUGAAAAGCAUAUCCAGAAACUUCUUCUACUUGGUGCUGGUGAGUCGGGGAAAUCCACAAUUUUUAAGCAGAUAAAGCUUCUGUUUCAAACUGGAUUUGAUGAGGCAGAGCUCAAGAGCUACAUCUCAGUCAUCCAUGCCAAUGUGUAUCAGACCAUAAAAAUAUUGUAUGACGGGUCAAAGGAACUUGCUCAGAAUAACAGAGAAACGUAUGAGAUAUCCAGUGAAAAUAAGGAAAUUGGAGAGAAACUAUCAAAAAUUGGUGGCAGAUUGGAUUAUCCACGUCUCACAAAAGAGCUUGCACAGGAUAUAGAAACUCUUUGGAAAGAUGCUGCAAUUCAGGAAACAUAUGCCCGUGGUAAUGAACUCCAAGUUCCUGAUUGUGCCAACUAUUUCAUGGAAAAUCUUCAAAGAUUAGCUGACGCAAAUUACAUUCCAACCAAGGAGGAUGUUCUUUAUGCCAGAGUUCGUACUACUGGUGUUGUAGAGAUCCAGUUCAGCCCUGUUGGAGAAAGUAAGAAAAGUGGUGAAGUAUAUAGACUCUUCGAUGUUGGAGGCCAGAGAAAUGAGAGGAGGAAAUGGAUCCAUCUAUUUGAAGGUGUUACAGCUGUAAUAUUUUGUGCUGCUGUUAGCGAGUAUGAUCAAACACUCUUUGAGGAUGAAAGUAAGAAUAGGAUGAUGGAGACAAAGGAGCUUUUUGACUGGGUCCUGAAGCAACCAUGUUUUGAGAAAACUUCCUUCAUGCUGUUUUUAAACAAGUUCGAUAUAUUCGAGAAGAAGGUUCUAAAUGUGCCACUUAACGUGUGUGAGUGGUUCAAAGAUUACCAGCCAGUUUCAACGGGAAAGCAAGAGAUUGAACAUGCAUAUGAGUUUGUGAAGAAAAAAUUUGAGGAAUUGUACUUUCAGAGCACGACCCCGGAUCGUGUGGACCGGGUGUUUAAGAUCUAUAGAACCACUGCCCUUGAUCAAAAGCUUGUGAAGAAGACUUUCAAGCUUGUGGAUGAGACGUUGAGACGGAGAAAUCUGUUUGAGGCCGGUUUAUUGUGA